This is a messenger RNA of Chenopodium quinoa (quinoa), 2076 nucleotides long. RefSeq lists its product as uncharacterized. Bases 187 to 1557 code for a protein of 456 amino acids. Lineage: Eukaryota; Viridiplantae; Streptophyta; Magnoliopsida; Caryophyllales; Amaranthaceae. The transcript has 2 exons. The record is from RefSeq and is a predicted model, not a curated record.
CUAAUUGUUGUUGCGGGGGAUCGAACACAGGUCCUCCCUACCAAGUAUAGUCCCAAUCACCACUACACCAACACCCAAUUGGUUAGGGAACCAGUUAUGGGAACAUACAGUAUAUAAUAUGUCACUUCCAUGUAAACUUCAUAACAAAAACUCAGCAAACAAUUUUUGGAAGAAAGAAAAAUAAAAAUGAAAUUUCCUUCACUAAUCCAAAUUUCUGAGUCUUCCAUUAAGCCAAAGUAUGAAACAAAAGAGGCCAAGAAACCUUAUUACUUAUCUCCAAUGGAUUUAAUGUUUCUUUCUUGCCAUUACAAUCAAAAGGGUCUUCUUUUUACUAAAUUAAAAAAUGACGACCCAUUUUUCAUUGAUAAUCUCUUAGAAAGCCUAAAAAACUCUCUUGCUCUUACUCUUGUUCAUUUCUAUCCACUUGCUGGCCAAUUUGAGUCCAUCAUCGAUAAAGACCAACAUCGUAUGUUGGUCUUCAUCGAUAGUAAUAAGGGCUCGGGUGUUCGAUUUGUCCAUGCUAAAUUAGAUGUAACAAUAUCUGAUAUUGUUACACCAAAUGUACCUUCCGUGGUAAGGUCAUUCUUUGACUUUAGCGAUGGGGAACUCAAUUUCGACGGCCAUACGAGGCCUUUGUUAUCGAUUCAAGUUACGGAAUUGAUUGAUGGGAUAUUCAUUGGUUGUUCUAUGAAUCACGCUAUUGUUGAUGGAACUUCUUAUUGGCAUUUUUGGAAUGUAUGGUCCGAAAUACACCGUGCUAAUGGAAAAGAUGUUAGUAUCUCUCGUUCGCCUAUCCAUGAUCGUUGGUUUCCUGAUGGUUAUGGCUAUAAAGACACUUUUUUUCCAUAUGUCAAUCGUAACGAAUUCAUUCAUGAAUUUAACCCACCUCCAUUUGAAGAGAGAUUCUUCCAUUUCUCAUCAGAAACAAUAGCAAAACUCAAGGCAAGGGCUAAUCAAGAAAUAACCAACAACAAUAUCGUGAUUUCAUCCUUUCAAGCUCUCGCGGCAUUUCUCUGGAAAUCUAUGGUACAAGCGAAAGGAUUGAAACCAGACCAGCAAACCCACUGCAAGUUAGCUGCUAAUACCAGGACAAGAUUAAACCCGUCGUUGCCUGAAGAAUACUUCGGCAACUCACUUGUAGUACUAACAUCAACUGUAACAGUUGGAGAAUUGUUCAAGAAUAACUUAGGGUGGACUGCAUCAGUGGUGCACCAGUCAGUGGUUAACCUUACCAACAAAACAGUAAACGAUUUUGCAGAUUCAUGGCUCAAGUCUCCUUUCGUAUUUAGUCUUGAUCAAAAGUUGGACAAGGAUGAAGGCAACUCAGUACAAGUAGGAAGCUCGCCUCGAUUUAACAUAUAUGGGAAUGAGUUUGCAGGACUUGGGAAACCUAUUGCAGUUCGCAGUGGAUUUGCAAAUAAGUUUGAUGGCAAAAUUACUGUCUACCCGGGAUUCGAAGGUGGAGGAAGUGUAGAUGCCGAGAUAAGUUUGUCGAGUGCUUACAUGAGAGCUCUUGAAUCUAACAAGGAGUUCAUGGCUGUUGUAUCUUCACCAUAAAAGAUCGAAAGAUCGUAGUUACAAGAUCGGGUAAGGCUAGCUUAUGGCUUAUGCCCCGUAGAAGUAUGAUAAAUUUGCUCGUAACUUUCUUAUUUGAUAUUGAAUAACUUAUUUUAUGUCCUUUUUUUUUAUUAUGAUAACAUUGGUGCUCAAAUUAUGUGAUGUAAACAAUUGGAAAUUUAUUAUGGUUUUCAUAAAAUGUUUAUGUUUUUUUUUUAAAAAAUUUAUUUUAUUUAUUUGGUUCGAUUGAUUGAUAAUUAGCUUUCAUUUUAAUGUUUUAGUUGAAAGGAAAAUGAAUAUUGUAAAUUGGAUCAACAACAUAAACCAUUGAUCACUAAAAACUUUUAAAGUAAGUGAUUGAGAUAAGAGCUGAAUCAAUCCUCUUUCAUGGGCCAUGCUGUCUCUUCAAAAAAUUGGCCCAACUAGGAACAAACCCAUUUAAACUCGAUACAAUACGACCACAAGUAAUAGUGUGAUACCAUGAUGCGCCAUAGAUUGUGCAAAAAAAAAAAAAAAAAA